AAUUUCGAUAAUUAGGAGAGAGAACGAAAGCCGUCGACCUUCAGCUGUUGUGUCUGGACUAAAAAGCCUUCGCCUCUCCUUUCUUCUUCUACAGAUUAUUCCUUUGUCUUCCUGUUAUUCUCACACGUACAUACAAACGACUAUAUAAGCACAAACACUCUCUCUCUUCAAGUCACAACUCUCUCUCUCUCUCUCUAUAUCUAUCUAUUUAUCUAUGGCGGAAUCGGUCGAGCUUCCGCAUCGACUGGCAAUCCUUCCCUUCAGGAACAAGGUUCUGUUGCCUGGUGCAAUUAUUCGGAUUCGCUGCACCUCACCCAGCAGUGUGAAACUGGUGGAGCAAGAAUUAUGGCAGAGGGAGGAGAAGGGGUUAAUUGGGAUUUUACCAGUUAGGGAUGCCACAGAGACAUCAUCAGUGGGUCCCACGUUAUCUCCAGGUGUAGGAACUGAUUCAGGGGAGGGAAGCUCAAAAAUUCAUCUUGGUACAUCAGAUUCUCACAAGUUUGACGGGAAAAAUCAGCAGGAAUUUAUUCAUUGGCAUACCAGGGGAGUUGCAGCUCGUGCGUUACAUUUGUCAAGAGGAGUGGAGAAACCAAGUGGAAGGGUAACAUACAUGGUUGUCCUUGAAGGUUUGUGUAGAUUCAGUGUCCAGGAGCUUAGCACAAGAGGAACAUAUUAUACUGCGAGGAUUGCUCCGGCUGAUAUGACGAAAGCUGAGAUGGAGCAAGUUGAGCAAGACCCAGAUUUCAUGGUGUUGUCACGCCAGUUUAAGGCUACUGCGAUGGAGCUUAUCUCUCUUCUUGAGCAGAAACAAAAAACUGGUGCAAGGACAAAAGUUCUGUUGGAGACCGUUCCAGUCCACAAAUUGGCGGAUAUUUUUGUUGCUAGCUUUGAGAUAAGCUUUGAGGAGCAGCUCUCUAUGUUAGAUUCUGUUGAUGUUAAAGUUAGGAUAUCAAAAGCUACCGAGUUAGUUGACAGGCAUUUGCAGUCAAUACGUGUAGCUGAGAAGAUUACACAAAAGGUUGAGGGGCAGCUAUCGAAGACCCAGAAGGAGUUUUUUCUUCGACAGCAGAUGAGAGCUAUCAAAGAGGAGCUUGGGGACAAUGAUGAUGAUGAGGAUGAUGUGACUGCUCUGGAAAGAAAAAUGGAAAGUGCAGGAAUGCCCCCAGAUAUUUGGAAGCAUGCGCAGAGGGAAUUAAGGAGACUUAAAAAAAUGCAACCUCAGCAACCGGGAUAUAGUAGUUCUCGUGUUUACCUGGAACUACUUGCCGAUCUACCUUGGCAGAAGGCCAGUGAAGAACUUGAAUUGGACUUGAGGGCUGCAAGAGAUCGUCUUGACAGUGACCACUAUGGUUUAGUGAAGGUCAAACAAAGGAUAAUUGAAUAUCUAGCAGUUCGAAAGCUCAAACCAGAGGCCAGAGGCCCGGUCUUAUGCUUCGUUGGCCCGCCUGGUGUUGGGAAAACAUCUUUGGCAUCAUCUAUUGCUGCUGCUCUGGGAAGAAAGUUUAUACGGAUAUCCCUUGGUGGUGUUAAGGAUGAGGCUGAUAUUAGAGGGCAUAGGAGGACAUAUAUUGGAAGCAUGCCAGGGCGCCUUAUUGAUGGAUUGAAGAGAGUGGCCAUUUGCAACCCAGUUAUGCUUCUGGAUGAGAUUGACAAGACUGGGUCUGAUGUUCGGGGUGAUCCAGCUUCAGCUCUCCUAGAGGUUCUUGACCCUGAACAAAACAAAACAUUCAAUGAUCACUAUCUGAAUGUUCCAUUUGACCUUUCAAAGGUGGUCUUUGUGGCAACUGCAAACAGGGUGCAACCUAUUCCUCCAGCACUGUUAGACAGGAUGGAAGUCAUUGAAUUGCCUGGAUAUACCCCUGAAGAAAAGCUUAGAAUAGCAAUGCGACAUCUCAUUCCACGUGUUCUGGAUCAGCAUGGCUUGAAUGCUGAGUACCUUCAAAUUCCUGAGGCUAUGGUGAAACUUGUCAUUCAGAGGUACACCAGAGAAGCUGGUGUCAGGAAUCUGGAGAGGAACUUAGCUUCCUUAGCUCGUGCAGCAGCUGUAAGAGUUGCAGAACAAGAACACUCUCUACCUCUCACCAAAGAUGUGCACCAUAUUGGUUCACCGCUUCUGGAGAGCAGACUUGCUGAUGGAGGGGAGGUAGAAAUGGAAGUCAUUCCGAUGGGUGUUAGCAAUCAUGAGAUAUCAAGUGCAUUCAGAGUUACCUCACCUUUUGUUGUGGAUGAAGCUGUGCUGGAAAAAGUAUUAGGGCCUCCAAGGUAUGAUGACAAAGAAACUGCCGAGCGUGUCUCAACUCCUGGCGUGUCUGUUGGGUUGGUUUGGACUGCUUUUGGGGGGGAAGUUCAGUUUGUCGAGGCUACAGCCAUGGUAGGAAAGGGUGAUCUUCAUCUCACUGGGCAGCUUGGUGAUGUUAUUAAGGAAUCAGCUCAGAUUGCAUUGACUUGGGUUAGGUCAAGGGCUGCAGAACUUAAAUUGACUUCUACUGAGGGUAUGAAUCUGCUGGAGGGGCGUGACGUUCAUAUACAUUUCCCUGCUGGGGCUGUACCUAAGGAUGGACCCUCAGCAGGUGUGACUCUCGUAACAUCACUGGUUUCACUGUUUAGUCAGAGGAAGGUAAGAGCUGAUACAGCAAUGACUGGAGAGAUGACUCUUAGGGGUCUAGUGUUACCAGUUGGUGGCAUUAAGGACAAGGUUUUGGCCGCUCAUCGAUACGGUAUCAAGAGAGUUAUCCUUCCAGAAAGGAACUUGAAGGACUUAGUUGAAGUACCAUCUGCAGUUCUUGGCAAUUUGGAGAUACUACUUGCUAAGCGGAUGGAAGACGUGCUGGAACACGCUUUUGAAGGGGGUUGCCCUUGGAGACAGCACUCAAAGUUAUGACAUGACCUUAACUGGCAUUACUUUAACAGACUUCUGGUGGGGAUCGACUUGUGUUUAUUUGCCAACAUAGAGUUUUGGGCUUGCGGAUUCAGGUACACAUGACAGCCGGAGGAGGAGGUGGCGAUUGGAGACUGAUGAAACUGCUAUUAACGAGUUCUGUCGAAUGGGUGCGUUGGGAGCCGAUUGGUAACAUCUGUGUCUUGGGGUUUUUUUUGGGAAAUUGUUGCUAUGUAUUUAUCCUUUACUCUCAGCAAGAUGUAUUUGUAACGGGCAAACAACUGCUUCCUUCUCCUCUCUCGCGUCUCAUUACCAAUCGUUGCUGUGUAUAUCCAACUUUUGGUUGCUGUUGCACAAGAUUCCAACAUAGUGAAUUGUUCUGUGAACCUUGAGUUGAGGGUUUUGAAAUUCCAGUUCUCUCA
Rhododendron vialii is the source of this 3300-nucleotide messenger RNA. Its product is annotated as lon protease homolog 2, peroxisomal. Gene Ontology annotation, molecular function: ATP-dependent peptidase activity; serine-type endopeptidase activity; ATP hydrolysis activity. Gene Ontology annotation, biological process: protein quality control for misfolded or incompletely synthesized proteins; protein processing; protein targeting to peroxisome. Bases 215 to 2881 code for a protein of 888 amino acids. The record is from RefSeq and is a predicted model, not a curated record. Gene Ontology annotation, cellular component: peroxisomal matrix. The transcript is spliced from 17 exons. NCBI's taxonomy places the organism in Eukaryota, Viridiplantae, Streptophyta, Magnoliopsida, Ericales, Ericaceae.